AUGGCUUCUCUCAUCCUCCAAAUCGUCUGGAUGGCGAUGAACCGUGCCCGGACACUGGGCACACACUUCGGCAACAACCGCCUUCAGGCGGAACUACUGGAGGACAUCCGGGAACUCCUUGGCGAGGCUCGCGGCUAUCGCCUUCGUGGCGAACGCCGUGAUCUCAACAGGAACCCCGGGCGUUUUCCUGUACGACGUCGCUUCGGGGGAAACCGACAUGCAAACGUCGGCCCUCCGUCACGGCGUUCGGUGGUGUCAUCCACGGCUUCGCCCGUGGCGCCAUCCGCGGCUCCGCCCGCGGCGCCACCGUCGAGGGCACCGACUCCACCGGCGCCUCCAGCGCCGGUCCUUGCCUUGCCGGCUCCACCCCGGCCUCGGUGCCCGCUCCACGGCGACGGCCCGUGCCCACCACCGCCACCAUCCAUGGUGGCCAGCCAAUGGCUGUCACUGGGCAUAGAGCCGCAGUCGCCGAUUCGGUACCCGACGCCGACGCCGUCUUCUGAGCGGGCUGCGCACAGCCCGCCUCCGCGCCGUCCGUCUCCACCAACAAUCGCGGCGCGGAUGUCGGCGCCGACUCGUCUGCCGCCGUACUUCGGCGACCCGGCGGCGCAGCCCGCGCUCGCCCGCGGCGCUGCGCGGCUUCCACGGCUCCUCCACGCGCUCCGACAACGGCGCGGCCACGCUUGGCUGCGAGGCGCCCCGACCGCGGCCUCACCUGCUCAGCCCGACGUGGCCCCACAGGGCGCACGCAGGCCAAGGCGGGCCCACGCGGCCACCCCACGCGCGCGGAGCAGGGGCGCGCCCCCUGGCGGCGGCGGCUUGGAGGCCCUCCUGGCCAGGGCGCUGGCGGCGGCGACUGGGAGGCUGGGGGUUAGGGUUUGGAAACCCUAG
This is a messenger RNA of Sorghum bicolor (sorghum), 891 nucleotides long. RefSeq names its product vegetative cell wall protein gp1-like. Bases 1 to 891 code for a protein of 296 amino acids. The record is from RefSeq and is a predicted model, not a curated record. Lineage: Eukaryota; Viridiplantae; Streptophyta; Magnoliopsida; Poales; Poaceae. The transcript has a single exon.